GAUCUGUCAUUUCUAGAAAAUUCGGGAAACGAGCACGCGCGAUUUCAUUGAAAGAGUGCAAGUUUGCGAUUACUUACGACCUACCGGCGACUGAAUCUACCGAAUUUAGUUUUAUUCUAUUGUGCUUUUCACGUUUCUUAACGUGUUACAAUUUUCGUUUGUGUUUAUAGUUAUUCGAGUCUCCAUUUGAAAAAAAUAUUUAUUAGCAACGAUGGCUGCUAUGUCUGUCAUCGGUAUUGAUUUCGGUAAUGAAUCGUGUUAUAUUGCUGUGGCGAAAGCAGGUGGCAUCGAAACAAUAGCCAACGAUUACAGUCUUCGCGGUACACCAUCAUGUGUAGCAUUCUCUGCCAAGAACCGCAUCCUGGGUGUGGCGGCCAAGAACCAGAUUGUGACCAACUUGAAGAACACCGUGUUUGGUUUCAAGAGGCUACUCGGCAGAAAGUUCAAUGACCCAUAUGUCCAGAAGGAACUGAAGCACUUCCCAUUCAAAGUGGAGCAGCGAGGUGAUGGCGGCAUCGGCAUCCGUGUUAACUACCUAGAAGAGGACAAUGUCUUCACGCCGGAACAGAUAACCGCAAUGCUGUUCACAAAGCUGAAGGACAGUGCAACAGUGGCCCUGCAGACUCAGGUCAAUGACUGCGUCAUAUCUGUCCCGAGCUACUUCACCAAUGCAGAACGUAAUGCUCUUCUGGACUCGGCUGCCAUUGCUGGCCUGAACGUGCUCCGGCUGAUGAACGAGACGACGGCGACGGCGCUGGCGUACGGCAUCUACAAGCAGGACCUGCCCGCGCCCGAGGACAAGCCGCGCAACGUCGUGUUUGUCGACUUCGGACAGAGCGCGCUUCAGGUGUCGGCGUGUGCGUUCAACAAGGGCAAGCUGCGCGUGCUGGCCACGGCGGCGGACGCGCAGUGCGGCGGGAGAGACAUCGACCUGGCGCUGGCCGACCACUUCACCAGGGACUUCCAAGCCAGGUUGAAGCUGGACGCCAGCAAGAACCAGAGAGCGUUCCUGCGCCUCAUGCAGGAGGUGGAGAAGCUGAAGAAGCAGAUGUCGGCCAACAGCACGCGGCUGCCGCUCAACAUCGAGUGCUUCAUGGAGGAGCGCGACGUGUCGGGCGAGCUGCAGCGGUCGCAGAUGGAGGAGAUCUGCGCCGACACCUUCACGCGCGUGGAGCGCACGCUGCGCGCGCUGCUGCCCAACGCCAAGCUGCGUCCCGAGGACAUCAGCGCCGUGGAGAUCGUGGGCGGCUCCACGCGCAUCCCCGCGGUCAAGACGCUCAUCGAGCAGGUCUUCGGCAAGACCGCCUCCACCACGCUCAACCAGGACGAGGCGGUGGCGCGCGGGUGCGCGCUGCAGUGCGCCAUGCUGAGCCCCGCCGUGCGCGUGCGAGACUUCAGCGUCACGGACACGCAGCCCUACGCCGUGCGCCUGGCGUGGGACGCGGCGCACGGAGAGCACACGGACAUGGAGGUGUUCCCGGCGUACCACGCGGCGCCGUUCUCCAAGAUGCUGACGUUCUACCGCAAGGAGCCCUUCUCCGUGCGCGCCUACUACGCCGACCCGGUGCCCUACCCCGACACCUUCAUCGGUGAAUGGCACAUCAAAGACGUGACGCCGACACCCGAGGGAGAAUCGCAGAAAGUGAAACUGAAAGUGCGCGUAAACAUUCACGGCAUCAUAUCUGUAGCCUCCGCGUCAUUGGUCGAGAAGAAAGCUGACGCGGCCAAUGAGAACGUCGAAAUGGAGAACUCUAGCGAACAGCCGGCCAAUGAGGAGGCCCCGAUGGAAACGAACGGCCAAGAGCAGAAUGGGGGAGAGAAUACAGAGGUGAGAGAGGGGCAAGGCGACGCCGAGGAGAAACCGUCGUGGACACAGAAAGUAGGGUCCUGGUUCAUCGGGGAGGGCGAUGACAAAAAGGACAAGAAGGACAAGAGCAAGAAGGUGCUGGUGAAGACGGUGGAGCUGCCCAUCGAGGCGCGCACGCACGGCGCGGCCGCCCGCGACCUGGACAACUACACCGAGCAGGAGGGCAAGAUGCAGGCGACGGACCGGCAGGAGAAGGAGCGCGCGGACGCCCGCAACGCGCUGGAGGAGUACGUGUACGAGCUGCGCGGAGCCCUCGCGCCGGGGGGGGGGCUGCACGAGCACUGCGCGCCCCCCGCCCGCGCGCGCCUCGCCGCCGAGCUGGAGGCGCUCGAGACCUGGCUGUACGACGACGGCGAGCACCAGCCGCGCCAGGUGUACAGCGACAAGCUGGCGGCGCUGCGCGCGGAGGGCGAGCCCAUCAAGCAGCGACGCCUCGAGCACGCGCUGCGGCCCGGCGCGCUGGACGACUACUCGCUGGCCAUACAGCGCGCCAGCAAGGCCCUCGACCUGUACAAAGCGGGUGACGAUAAAUACGCCCACUUGACGGCGGAGGAGGCGUCGCGCGCGGCGGCGGCGGCGGCGGCGGCGCGCGAGUGGCUGGAGCGCGCGCGCGGCACGCUGGCCGCCGCGCCCAAGCACGCGCCGCCCGAGAUCACCGUCAUGCAGAUCAAGACCGAGCGACAGAACUUUGAGAACACCGUGAACCCGAUCCUCAACAAGCCAAAGCCUAAAGAGAAGACCCCCCCUCCCGCGGCCGACCCCCCCGCGGAGGGCGCGCCCGCGCCGGCGCCCGCCGAGAACAUGGACGUGGAGUAGACCCCCCGCCAGCUCCCGGUGCUUUCAGAGUGCAGCCUCUUCUCACGGACUGUCGCUUACUAUUUGAUAAGUCAUUUACAGCCGCGGGUUUACAGUCCCAAUUUUGAUUUGUGUUCGUGCGAUUGAUGCGAAUUUGUUCUAGAGACUUGUAAUUUUCAUUUUAAUGAUCUACUUCCAUAACAAAUGAACUAUCAUUCGACUUUUUGUAUAAAUGAGCUGCGGCCGAUACAUGAGUUCGUUAUCGACGUCGUUAAACUUGUUUAAUACGAUUUGUACUAAUCGUAUUUAUGGUGAAUCGCGAUAUAGUGACGUUUGUCCACGUCGAAAUCGAACCCAUGUAGCAACAGCUAUACCUACUUUCAGUUUUAUUAGGUUUUUUGCAACGCUGCACGCUGAAAACACUCCUCGCACCACCCUCCACUGUAGAUCCACUGUAGACCUCAAACUUUACAGUACAGAGCCUUCAUACCAUUACUUAUCUGCUUUAUUGUGAUAAGUAUUGACUUCACUCUUGACUGACUAGUACGUUUAAAGUAUACAUUUUCAUGUAUAAUUUUCGUCAGCUUCUUGUUUUAUUUGGCCAUGUUUGAGGUCGGAACUUAACGGAUCAUAUUUGUGCAAUGUGCAAUACAGCUUGUCCGGUAUGAGUGAUCUACUAAACGAUAGGAGGAAUGUGUUGUGUGCACAUUAUACACAGUAUAUAAUUUAUGAUAUACUUAUGUAGUUUAAUUUAUACACACUCGCCUGGCUCGAGUCCCGUUUGUUUCGAAUUCCACUGUGGACAUUUUGUAUUUACAUUAAAGAAAAAUAUUAGUUAUGAUGUGAUUGAUAGACAAAUUAUUGUAAUAAUUAAUUCAUUGCAAAUGUUUGGAGGCCCGUUUUUUAUUUAACGAACCGUGGAGAGAUAGUAAUUUAUUGUUUAAGAGGCUUGCAGAUAGCUUUUUGACAUUGUAAUUUUGUUGGUCCUUACUAUAAUACUCUAUCAUCUCUUUGCGGUCCGUCUGUACUUAGUUUUUAACUAUGCAUUUUAUUUUAAUAAUUCUAAUAUGAUGGCAGGUGCUGCCGGUGUUAUAAAUUGCCACUGAAUGAGCAAUUUGGGAAGAUUCUGGGCAAUUUAGCACUUUUCAUUUUUACUCGAAUCGCACAUAAACAUUCCAAUUACUAAACCAUUGAAAGAAGUAGUUAAAAUUUCACAAUACAAAUACCUAAAAUAAUAGUUUUCCAAUAUAUGUACGUUUCACUUCUGUACUUACACUUUAGUGUGGCUGUGGCCAAUGUUGCUCAUUCAGUGUAGAACUUAAUGCAUCUUACUCUAAAAAUAAUAUCACCGUUUAACCUGAGUGAUAUGACAUUGCAUUGUAUACGUAGCUACGACCAGUAUAGUUCUCAAAAUUGAAUCAAAUUAUGCAACAUAUUAUGUUUAAAAAAGUUUUUAUUUAAACAAUCUCUUUUUGAUUUCUAAUAGUAUUAACGCCUAAACUUGAAUUCCACCAUCGCACAGGUCUCCGGGCCUAUGUUGUAUAUUUUACAAAUAAAUGGUUCAACCAUUACUGUGUUAUUUGUGCAUUUUAAAUGUUAAAGCUUAGUAAAAUAAUAAUAUUUAACAAAU
Messenger RNA from Plutella xylostella (diamondback moth), 4292 nucleotides. RefSeq names its product heat shock protein 70Cb (gene Hsc70Cb). The record is from RefSeq and is a predicted model, not a curated record. Gene Ontology annotation, molecular function: ATP-dependent protein folding chaperone; ATP binding. NCBI's taxonomy places the organism in Eukaryota, Metazoa, Arthropoda, Insecta, Lepidoptera, Plutellidae. Gene Ontology annotation, biological process: protein folding. Gene Ontology annotation, cellular component: nucleus; cytosol.